AGUAAAGUCGGAUCGUCUCGAGAGAGAGGGGCGAAUCGUAGACGUGUGAGGCGGGAAAAUGGAGGAGGAGGAAGCCAAGAUGUUGCUGGGUUUUCCUCCCAAUUCUCGUCCCCAUCCUUCUCAGGUUAAAGCAGCAUACCGGAAGAAAGUAUGGGAAUCACAUCCUGACCUGUUCCCUGAUGAUCAGAAGCUCCAUGCUGAGUCUAUGUUCAAAUCCAUUGCGGAAGCUUACUCUUGUCUUGAGUCUGGUGAUGUUAAAGGCCGACAAUAUUAUUCCAGAUCAGGUGUGUAUUCGAGGGUGGUAAGGACGGGAGUCCCACGGACAUAUGCAUAUGCCAAAAGAGGUAACGCUUGGUUGAUCGGUGCUCCUUUUCUUUUGAUCGUCCUUGGUACCAUCGGUCUUGGUGGAAUCAAAGCUAACAGGGCAUAUAAUAUGCAAAAACAGACGUUCCCUUCUCAUAAUCCGUUCCUUCCUUGAUUUAUUCAGAGUCUCUCUUUCAACAAAGCAUUUUGAAUCAGAUAUGAGCCUACAGUGAGAUCUGUUUUCUUGUUAAAUUCAAAAGGGAUGUCAGGUUAGAGUUAAUUCUUUUAAGAUUUUGAAGUCGUAGGAACGUGGGUCUAUCUGUUUGGUGUUUCCUAUACUUGUUGUAAUUUGAACAAUAAACACAAGUACACAGGUUCUGUAUUUUGUAUUGUAUUAUAAUACUUGAUUCACUAAAAGAUAAUGGUGUGACCGUAGAUUAAUAUAAUGCAUAAACACACUAG
Molecule: messenger RNA, 765 nt
Organism: Eruca vesicaria subsp. sativa (arugula)
Lineage: Eukaryota; Viridiplantae; Streptophyta; Magnoliopsida; Brassicales; Brassicaceae
Source: the annotation of a GenBank genome assembly